Messenger RNA from Amoebophrya sp. A120, 2075 nucleotides. Lineage: Eukaryota; Dinophyceae; Syndiniales; Amoebophryaceae. The record is from the annotation of a GenBank genome assembly.
AAAAGGACGAAGAGGAAUGAAAGAGCAUACCAUGAUGUCGCAGACAAACUUGAAGUAUGAAGUUGUCGAAAUUCGUAAGCGUAUCCAGUGAUUUCGAGAUCGCAAGGAAAUUCAAUAUGUCGGAUGGAUAAAGGUUGCUUUUAGCGUCGCUGGCUGCGGCUCGCCUAGAAGUUCUUGAUGCGUACAUUCUUCCUUAUCCUUGGCCCCCGUAUUGAUUGAAAGUUCCGUGAUAUUAACCAUCUCUCACAUCACAAAAAGGAUGGGCAAAACCACGAAGGACCGCCGCGAUAUCUACUAUCGCAUGGCGAAAGAGCAGGGUCUGCGGGCAAGGUCGGCGUUCAAGCUUCUUCAAGUCAACGAGACCUGUAACUUGUUUGAGACGAACUCGAGGUCGUCCGAGGAGUGCGGGAAGCCUCAUGCUCCUGAUGCAGCAGAAGUCCGGCAUGUUGAUAUUUGGAACUCCGACGUUGAAAAUAAUAUACGACCUAAGCGGCACCGCGUGGUGAUCGACCUUUGUGCCGCUCCCGGGAGCUGGACCCAGGUCUUGGCCAAGUAUUUUGAUCAAGUCAUUGCUGUCGAUUUACAGGCGAUGAAUCUGGAUACGGCGGAGCUUCGGCAGAAGGUCACUUACCUCUACGGGGACAUUACCAGGACGGACUUUCUCUGUGAACAAAUUUCUGAGGCAAUUGCGACAUUCCAGAAUGGAAGAGCAGGAGCAGCUAGUGCUGCGAGUGCAGAAAUAAAACCGACGGGCCCGUGCUCCGGCAGUAUCGUAGCACCAAUGGACAUUGACAACGGACGAAAAAACGAGGAAGUGAACAAAAAGAGGCGGAUAGAAGAAAACGAACAAGCAAUGUACCGGACAGCUGAACACCGCGACGGAAGCGAAACCACCACCAACAGUGAAGAAGAUGCCAAAAAUCUCCUCCACGUCGGCAAGGCCGACCUGUUGGUUAUGGACGGCGCGCCAGAUGUCACUUUGAUCCACGACUUUGACGAGUAUGUGCAACACCUUCUCAUCAAAGCCUCCCUGAACGUCGCAAUCAAAACCCUGAAACCCGGCGCCAACUUCAUCGCCAAGCUUUUCCGGGGGCCGGAAAACGAGAACGCGGUGGUGCGGUUGAUGAAACGGCAUUUCGCCGAAGUGGUGAUUUGCAAACCGAGGGCCAGUCGUGCAAGUUCCCCGGAGUGCUUUAUCGUGGGGAAGGGAUUUUUUCAAAAGAUUGUGCAGGAGGAGAAGGACAUGGCAAUCGGAAGGGCAGAAAUAUUCACAGGAGCUGCGACCGGUGCUAAUGAGGCUGAGCAUGGUGCGAGUAGUAGCAUCUUGCUAAUGGACGAUGAGGAAGCGUAUCCGUAUGUGUCGUGUGUGAGGACAAGACUACCAACUCUCGGGCGUGAGGACCGCAUGAAUCAGAAUGACGAAGAGCAGCCACUCCCCGAGCCGGUCGACGUUAUUUCUCUUGACCAAGAACAGGUGCCGGAGCAGCACAUUUUGGUAGAAGAUCAAAUUGCCUUUGCCACCGCCCCUAGCCGACGUAGCUUCGAUGCAGUAUCACAAGUACAACGAGCGUCACCAACAGCACCAAGGGAUGUAACAUCACCGGAAGUAGAUGUGCCGUUGCAGAACAUCAUCAAACGCGAAGGUGAUCGUAGCGAUGAGGACGCUUUUUGUUCUCUUCCUCGCCUCGCAGCAAUGGCCAGCACUGGCACAACAACUCGUGCGGCGCCAGCACGACCAGCCCGCUUCUUGCAAUGCGGUGCAAGAAAUGCGCCUGACAGCGAUAGGAACUACGAACUUGCGGCGGACCACGUCUUCACGGAACCCGUGCAGAGGCCGAUCAAACCCUUCUACGAAGACGCGCUCUCGAGGAAGCGGGGAGGGAAGAAAUAGAUGAAAAGGAAAAGCCCUUGCAAGGCGUCUGUUGACACACUUCUUUCACUGGUUUCGCUUGACCUCGAACUCUUACGUGUUUCUCGAGCAAGCACAUACACAUAGCGACACAAUCUCACGACAACAUUUUUUGCAUCACAUUCCAAGCAAAGUUCAACAUUCAAAUCGAAGCAUCAAGCGCCUU